AUGAAAAUGAAAUUGGGUGCAACACUGCUGCAGCUUCAUUGUACAAGAGGUAAUCAUUCAUUUCUGCAUCUGCAUCAUAUAAUUGUGAGAAGUUAUUAUGGUUCAAGAGGAAGUGUAACACAACUCGAGAGUUUUGUAAGGGAUGAGUGUAAAUCUGGAAGGAUUAAAAAGCUUGAUGAUGGAUUGAAAUACUUUGAUCAAUUGAUUCUGGAAAGUCCAUUACCAUCUAGUGGUACAUUUAAUCAUGUAUUUGGAUCAUUAACGAAGAUUAAAUGCUAUUCAGAUGUUAUUAUGUUGUAUAAGAAGCUGAUUUUGCUUGGGGUAAAACCAGAUAUUUAUACACUCAGCAUUUUGAUUAAUUGUUACUGUCAAUUAGGCCAACUGAAUCAUGGGUUUUGUUUGGUUGGAGAGAUUAUAAAGAGAGGUUAUCAUCCUUCUGUUGUCACUUUCACUACACUGAUUAAAGGCUUGUGUAUCAAAGGUGAGAUUGAAUCAGCCUUUCAACUGUUUGCUAAAAUGACUCACACAGGUAUUCAUCCUACUGCCUUUACGUGUGAUACUCUUAUACAUGGGCUCUGUAGAAUUGGUGAAGUGGGUCGUGCUCUUCAGCUUAAAAACAACAUGGUGAAAUGGAACUGCAGACCUGAUGUUGUUUCAUAUUCUGCCAUUAUAGAUACUCUUUGUAAAGGAGGUCUAGUUGAUCAAGCUUUGGUUCUCUUCUCCGAAAUGCACAGUGAUUCAAAUGUGGCCGAUUGA
Papaver somniferum (opium poppy) is the source of this 756-nucleotide messenger RNA. RefSeq names its product pentatricopeptide repeat-containing protein At1g12300, mitochondrial-like. Gene Ontology annotation, molecular function: protein binding. Lineage: Eukaryota; Viridiplantae; Streptophyta; Magnoliopsida; Ranunculales; Papaveraceae. The transcript is spliced from 2 exons. The coding region runs from base 1 to 756 and encodes 251 amino acids. The record is from RefSeq and is a predicted model, not a curated record.